AUGCCGCGGGAUGUUUCGUUUUCCGUGGGACGCGGCAAGAAGAAGGCGAUCCUGGACGGCGUCAGCGGCAGGGCUAACGCGGGAAAAGUGCUGGCGGUGAUGGGCCCUUCCGGCUCAGGGAAGACGACGCUGCUCAAUGCCCUCGCCGGCCAGGCGUUCGUGAAGCAGGAAGACGUGUUCUACAGCCAGCUCACGGUUAGGGAGACCCUCCUUAUGGCGGCGCGCCUCCGCCUCCCGAGCUCCGUGCCCCUUGAGGAGAAGUCCGCCAUGGUGGACAAGCUCAUCAGCAAGCUUGGCCUGUCCAAGGUGGCCUCUACGAUCGUCGGGGACGAGAAGACCAGGGGCAUCUCGGGGGGAGAGAAGAAGCGCCUCUCCAUCGCUUGCCAGCUCUUUGGAACCCCCUCGCUCAUCUUCUGCGACGAGCCCACGACCGGCCUGGAUGCCUUCCAGGCUAGUGCUGCGGAGCGGGUCAUGGCCACCCUCCGGCAGCUGGCCCAGGAUGGACACACGGUGAUCUGCUCGAUCCACCAGCCCAGGAGUUCCAUAUACGGGAUGUUCGACGACGUCUUGUUGCUCAGCGAGGGCCGGGUCAUGUUCCAGGGGCCCGCGAAGCGGAUCGGGUCGUACUUCCGGUCGAAGGGGUACCCCAUGCCGUCCCACACGAACCCCGGGGACUUCGCGGUCGACGUGGUUUCGGUGGAUUACACGUCUAAGAAGACCGAAAGGAGGACCAAGGAGCGUAUCGCCCGCUUCGACGCCGAGCACCGUGCUUCCGCACCCACGUCUUCGUCAUCAUCAUCGUCAUCGUCGUCUCUGCUGAGCUACUUCGUCUCCCACUGGGAGAAGACCGGAGGGGAAGCAACGGAGGACGAGGACGAAGAGGAAGAAGGGGAGAACAAGCAGAAGCAGAAGGAGAAGGAGAAAGAGGAGGUGACAGAGGUGGCGGAAACAGCGGCGGCGGCAGCCGCGGCAGUGGUGAAGGGAGGGGCGACGUCGUCGAAAGCGGCGGCGCAGCGCCGGGGGAAGGCCACCCAGCGCAAGGGCAAGGCAGCGGCGAAGCGAGGGAGCAAGGCAGCAGCGAAGAAAGGGAGCAAGGCGGUGCAGCGACGGAGCGGCGACGGGGAGAAGAGGGCCGGUGCGAUGGAGCAGUUCCGACUGCUGCUGGCAAGGUCUUGGAGGCAGGUCAACCGCGCCAAGGACGAGUCGGCGGAAGAGGAGAGAUUGAAGAAGAAAAAGUGA
This is a messenger RNA of Ectocarpus sp. CCAP 1310/34, 1239 nucleotides long. The record is from the annotation of a GenBank genome assembly. NCBI's taxonomy places the organism in Eukaryota, Phaeophyceae, Ectocarpales, Ectocarpaceae.